This is a messenger RNA of Prorocentrum cordatum, 1806 nucleotides long. The record is from the annotation of a GenBank genome assembly. Lineage: Eukaryota; Dinophyceae; Prorocentrales; Prorocentraceae.
GAGGACGCUUUCGAGGAUCUGCUGGAUUACGCUUCGGGCGGGUUCGGCGGCGUGCUGUCAGGCUCCCCGCUGCUGCUGGGAGACGGCGAGCCCGAGCCGGAGUCGCCCUUCGACGAGCCCAGCGUCGACGCCGAGGACGUCGACCCUUGCGCGGACGAGCCCGAGGGGCAGCCUAUGCCCUUCCAGCGAUGGAACAGGAUCUACUACCGCCCGAGGGCGGACUCCAACCAGGGUCUCACGAUGCUCCUGGUCAGCAAGUUCAGCUCCACGCUGGGCGAGAAGAGAUGGGUCUGCAUCGACCCGACGGGCAGGCUCCAGGUCCUCGACCUCGGGCAGCCCGCGAAGGUGAAGUCCACGAAGUUCGCGGGCGUGAACCACGGCACCUUCCAGGGCCUCUCGGCGACGGAGAAGCAGAAGGCCAUCGAGGUGGCCGACCGCAUCAUCGCCACGGGGUCCGCAUCGACGACAGGCAAGAUCACCAGGGACCACCAUCCUCGAGGUGGAGGCGCCGCGGGACGCAGGUCCCACCGCCGCCACGCGGUGUCGUGGCUACUGAAGCUGGGCUCCAACAUCGCGGGCUACGCUUGGGCCCGCCGGAGCUUAGGCACGGCGGCGGGUUCGACGUUCGUGCUGUGGCGCGCAGUCGUCUACCUCAACGUGGUGGAGUGGGUGAAGUGGAGCUACUCGUCGCUGAAGGAGACCGUGGACACGGUGGAGUAUUUCAGGGAGGAGAUCGAGACGGUGUUCGAGAUGCACGAGUCAGGAGCUCUCGAGCCUCUCUACUUCUCAGUGGGCGUCAUCUCGCCCCUCGCCUGCGCCAUCGCCCACAACUUCCUCUGGUGCCUCAGCUCCCGCGCUUCCUGGUUGGAGCUGGCCCUCGUGGUCGGCCACAUCGUCUCCCAGCCAGUGUCAGACGCCGAGGAGUCGGACUCGGUGGGAGGCGAAGUUCUGAGGCAGCUGGGUUUGGUGGCCGAGAGGCUCUCCGCUCUCGAGGAGAGGCAGGCGUCGCGCCCGACGGAGCCUCCUCAGCCAACUCCAGCGCCUUCAGCACCUCAAGCCCCAGCGAAGCCUGGGAUCGGCGCGGACAGCUACGACCAGAUGAUGGGGGCCCUCCUUCAGAGGCUGGACCGCCACAAGGAGAUGGUGGAGCAGGACAGCAUGGCCGUGACCGCCGGCGGGUCCGAGCAGCGGGUGGUCAGCUCCACGUCCAACCCAGAGAUCGACUCGCUGGUCAAGGGCCUGGACGACUCCUUCAAGGACAUGCGCGAGGUCGCCAAGGAGAAGCUGCAGGCCUACUCCAGCGACGUGGCGUGGACGAUCCCAGGGGGCAUCAAGACGCGCGUGGCCCCGUCAAUGGUGGCCCGCCUGUACCGCAGUGGGGCUUCAGCGGUGGCGAGCAUCAGGGAGAUGAUUCGCACGAAGCAGCUGGACGGCAACCACAUGGCGGAGGAGGCCCUCCUCAUCAGCAUGAUGCUCGACCGAUCCAUGGUGGAGGCGCCAGCCGACUGGAUCAACUACAAGACGACGGAGUUGGCGAUGCGACGCCACCACGGCAUCGAGAGGGCCUUCGAGAACGUCAAGCAGAGGUCGGACUGGAAGCCGCCCAACGGCUCCAAGGCGGGCUGGAAGUCUCGCGUCAACUACGCCCUGCUGGAGGAGCUCGACACGACCAAGUCGGACCAGGAUGGCCUUCUCAUCGACGGCGUGGAAAAGGAGCUUCGCGAACGCUUGGCUCACCGCGCCCUUCUCGCCAAGUCCCUCGACAAGCUGCAGGACAAGAAGCACUCAACAAGCAAGGACGACUGA